This is a messenger RNA of Nymphaea colorata (pocket water lily), 2811 nucleotides long. Its product is annotated as probable disease resistance protein At4g27220. The transcript has a single exon. Bases 1 to 2811 code for a protein of 936 amino acids. NCBI's taxonomy places the organism in Eukaryota, Viridiplantae, Streptophyta, Magnoliopsida, Nymphaeales, Nymphaeaceae. The record is from RefSeq and is a predicted model, not a curated record. Gene Ontology annotation, molecular function: protein binding; ADP binding.
AUGGCCUGCAUCCCCAUCCCGUCCGACUCCAUCUUUAGAUGCUUUAUUGCGUUGCUCAAGUGGACGUAUGUCCAUGCAUGGAGGCAUGCGCGUUACCUGAAGAACCACGAAAGGAACUAUGCAACUCUGAGAAGAGAAAACGAUGAGCUAAGAAAGAUGGAAGUACUUGUAAACAACUUGGUGAGAGAUGAGGAUCUUAAAGGUCGAGAUAUCCGACGGGAGGCAGUCGAGUGGCAGAAGAAGACUCUGAAUCUAAAGGCUGAAGCAGAGUACGUUCUUAGAGAGUUCCAGGACGUCCAAAGGACGUGCACCUGUUGCAGCAGCUUUCCCAACUAUUGGUAUUGCUACCGACGGGGGAAAGCAGCUCUGCGCAAACACGGGGAGGUGGCCGCACAUAUCAAGAAUGCGCCAUUGGAGGCAGAACAAGUGUCAAGGCUUCCUGCAAUCGAUUGGGCUGCGGGACUGAACCCGGAAGCAUUGGAUGGGCAGGAGACUGCUCCUCGCAUCGUUAAGGAAAUUCUGGACUCAAUAGAAGACACCAUGAUAUCAAGGAUCGGCGUCCACGGAAUGGGGGGAGUUGGCAAGACUACCAUCGUGAAGCAUGUGCACAACAAAGCUAAAGGGUUUGACUUCGUCAUGUACAUGGUAGUGGGCAAAGAUCCUGACUACAAACAUCUGCAAAAGAAGAUUGCCCGCUAUCUAUACCUCUCUUUGCCAGAAGGAGCAGAUCAAAGUGAAGGAGAAAAACUGAUUUUAGCAAGGUUGAAAGGCAGGAAGUACUUAUUGAUACUAGAUGAUGUAUGGCAAGGCUUCGAUGUACAUGUGUUGGGAGUUCCUGAUCCAGUGAGUGGAAGCAAAAUUGUGGUAGUAAGUAGAUCUCUUCAUGUAUGCCAUGCCGUGGAGACUGGCAAAAACAUCAAGGUGGAAGUCAUGUCCUCUAAAGAUGCAAUGUCCCUAUUCCUUCAUAAGACAGGGGAUGUGAUCAAACAGCCAACUAUAGAAAAAGUUGCAAUGGAGGUCCUUAAGGAGUGCGGUGGUCUGCCGAUAGCGAUCGCCACAAUAGGGGCGGCCCUGAGGAACAAUGACGAGGUCGGGGUGUGGGAGGAUACUUUGAGAGCUCUGAAACAAUCCACUGGUGAGACCCAAGGUAUGCAGCGAAACGUCUUUGAGAUUCUAAAGUUAAGUUACAAUUUCUUGGAUGAGACCAUCCAAAGAUGCUUCUUAUAUUUGUCAAUGUUUCCUGAGGACGAGAUCAUAUUCACAUACUUCUUGAGCGUGAAUUGGCAUCUGGAAGGUUACAUAGGCGGUAAGAUGAGUAUCAAGGAAAUCGUCAAUAAGGGUCGGACCAUAAUCUCCAGGCUUAAAGAUGUCUCCUUGUUGGAAAGUGCAGGUUAUGCUCAAAACGUAAACAUGCAUGACCUGAUUAGGGACCUGGCCUUGUACAUCUCAUCAUCUGGAGAUGAACCCAUGUGUCUUAUAAGGACGAGUAGAGGAGUGCGUAAGGCACCGACAGAGGAAGAGUGGAAGAAAGCAAAGAGAAUAUCACUGAUGAGGACUUCGAUAGAGCAACUACCGAACAGGCCGGACAGUCCCCAACUGAAAACGUUGUUAUUUGAAGGAUGUGAGGGACUAACAAGCAUUCCAUGUAGUUUCUUUGAUUCUAUGCCUGCACUAGAAAUACUCAACCUCAACGGAAGCAUGAUCAAGAGGCUGCCUGAUUCUCUUACCAAUCUAAAAAGUCUUCGGGCUCUAUACUUCUAUGGUUGUAAAAUGUUAGAAGACAUAUCAGCUGUAGUAAAUCUUCCCGAGCUUCAAGUGCUAGACCUAUAUUUGACGGGUGUAAAAGAAUUGCCUGAUGGCUUUGUAGACCUGAAAAAGCUGAGGAUCCUAAGGAUGGGCUUUACUUUUAAGCUUUGUAAAAUACCACCUAAUUUGUUUUCUAAUAUGCCUCUCUUAGAAGUACUCAACAUGUACCGAAGCUACGGUCUCUGGGACACGGGUUUGGAAGGAAGUGCUUCAGCUGACCUGUCGCAAGGAAGACUAAAUCUAGAAGACCUUGCAAACAUAGAAAAUUUGAGUUCUGUGGAGCUCACCAUCAAUGAAAGUGGUGAAAGCAUUCAGAGGCUUAUGGAUAGCAAAUUGAUCGGUCGCCUUGAAGGACUGGCUCUACAGUGUUGCCUCAAUUUUGAGGGGAUUGAUUCAUCAAAGGCAGAAGAAGCGGAAAGACUGAAGGCAUUCAUGGUGCAAUCGUGUCCAGAAUUAAAGAAAAUCAUCAGAGGAACCGACCCCAAUAAGGUUAUAUUUCCAGACCUACGUUUACUUCAGUUGGAGGAGUUGCCAAUGCUAGAACACGUUUCUGUGGAAACGGAGGCACAUAUAAGCUUCUUGAAGUUAGAAAAGUUGACGAUUAAAGGCUGCAGAGUGUUGAAGACCAUCUUUACGUAUGAGUUGUUGAAACAACUGCAAAACUUAGUUCACUUCGAGGUAUCAAACUGCCCUGAGAUGGAGAAUGUUAUUGAAGGACAAGUUGGAGAUGAAGAUGAAGUCUUCCCCAAGUUGACAAGUUUCAGUAUCUACAAUCUGCAAAAGUUAACCACCAUAUAUAACGGUGACUUGAAACUCAAAGCCUUGGCAUCCAUAGAGGUCAGCAAAUGCCCAUUGCUAAAGAAGCUUCCUCUAGAUGCCCAGAAUUGCGGGAAAAUAAAAAGUGUCCAGGGAGAAAAGGAAUGGUGGGAAGGAUUGGAGUGGAAAGAGGAGAGCACCAAAGCUGCACUCCAGAAGUACUUCAUCUUAAAGCCUACAAAUGCAUAA